This is a messenger RNA of Paramecium tetraurelia, 1059 nucleotides long. RefSeq lists its product as uncharacterized. Lineage: Eukaryota; Ciliophora; Oligohymenophorea; Peniculida; Parameciidae. The transcript has 4 exons. The record is from RefSeq and is a predicted model, not a curated record.
GUGGAUCUCAUUGUCUAAAUAACUUAAUAUUUCUGGAGUAAGACAAAAAAUAUAAGAAACUUAAAACAUUUCUAUUUCUAAUAUAUAAUAAGAUAAUAACCUAUUGAAUAGAACUCAUUAUAAGGGAUUAUUAUCUUUAUACUAUUUAUUAAAAUGGAUGUUAUCGAUCGAGGAAUAUGAAAAGAGUCUGAGUUUUGUAUCAUCCCUUCAUUUUUACAAAUUACAGUGGUUUGAUAGUGUGUUGAUAUAGUAAAAUUAGGAAGGGGGAGGGAAAGGACCAGAAAAAUCAAUCAGAGAUAUAAUAGCAAAUAAAGAAUGACAUUAAAAAAAUAAUGAUUAAUUUUAUAGUUAAUUAUGUAUUUUAGCAAUAAAGCUUGUUCUUUUAGUAAUGCAGAAACCAAUACUGAUUAGAAUAUGUAAUUUGAUUCAAAGUUACAUGUCGAAUAGAUGUCUAAGAUGAACAAUACUAAAAUUCGUUUGUAUUGUCAAUUGGCGGAAUACGAAGGGAAAUUGUAUUUAUCAUCUUAAUAGAGUAGACCUAACUUUAAUGAAUUAAUUUUUGAUCCUUCUAGUUUGGGUAGGUACAAGAAUUUCGUUGGAGCAUCUUCGAAGAUUGCUAACUAUAUUAAAAUGCUUGACCCUAAGAUUAGAAAGGAAUUUAUUGUUGAAUAAAAACAUGAUGACUAUUUGAAGCAAUCUAGCAGCACUAAAAAAGAGUGCGAAAGAAUUAAAGCGUUAAUUCGUUAACAUAAUGCGAUUUACACACUUAAUCUCAAAGGAGUAGCAGGAAUCGAAUAUUCUAAAUAGAUUACCUCUAAGAAAAGGAGUCCCUGCAAACUGACAUCUAUUUCUACUUCAAGGCAAUCGGAAUCUGCCCUUUAAGAACAUCCAAAGGAAGUGGAUUUAAAUAGAAUUCAUGCAACUUAGAGAGGAAGGAAAGUCAAAGUUAAGCCUUUAAAAUAUAAAUAAUAUUCAGAAUUGAUUUUUAAUGAUUCUCCAAGAAGUGUCCCAUUGUAACCGGUUCGAAGAUCUUAGUUACAUUAACUUAUUGUUAAUUGA